Molecule: messenger RNA, 1244 nt
Organism: Strigops habroptila (Kakapo)
Lineage: Eukaryota; Metazoa; Chordata; Aves; Psittaciformes; Psittacidae
Gene: HSF1
Product: heat shock transcription factor 1
Exons: 9
Coding region: 149-1240 (363 amino acids)
Biological process (GO): regulation of DNA-templated transcription
Molecular function (GO): DNA-binding transcription factor activity; sequence-specific DNA binding
Source: RefSeq, a predicted model, not a curated record
GGGGGGGGCGUCCCAAGAUGGCGGCGGCCAUGCUGGGCCCCGGCGCGCUCCGAGCGCAGGCCGCGGCCCGGCCCCGCGGCGCGUCCCGGCCGCGCUGAGCCCCCGCCCGGGCCCGGCCCGCCCCGCGGCCGCAGCCGCCGCCGCCGCCAUGGAGGGGCCCGGAGCGGCGGCCCCCGGCGGGGGCAACGUGCCCGCGUUCCUCACCAAGCUCUGGACGCUCGUGGAGGACCCCGACACGGACGCGCUGAUCUGCUGGAGCCCGAGUGGAAGCAGCUUCCAUGUGUUUGACCAAGGCCAGUUUGCCAAGGAGGUGCUCCCAAAGUACUUCAAACACAACAACAUGGCCAGCUUCGUGCGGCAGCUCAACAUGUAUGGCUUUCGAAAGGUUGUCCACAUUGAGCAGGGAGGAUUGGUGAAGCCAGAGAAAGAUGAUACGGAAUUCCAGCAUCCCUACUUCAUCCGAGGGCAGGAGCAUCUCCUGGAGAACAUAAAGAGGAAAGUAACCAGCGUAUCCAGCAUCAAGAACGAGGACAUAAAGGUUCAGCAGGACAAUGUCACCAAGCUACUGACUGACAUCCAGGUGAUGAAGGGAAAGCAGGAGAGCAUGGACUCCAAGCUGGUCGCCAUGAAGCAUGAGAACGAGGCGCUGUGGAGGGAAGUGGCCAGCUUGCGGCAGAAGCAUGCUCAGCAGCAGAAAGUCGUCAAUAAGCUCAUCCAGUUCCUGAUCUCAUUGGUUCAAUCCAACCGCAUCCUCGGAGUGAAGAGGAAGAUCCCCCUGAUGUUGAACGACAGCAGUUCAGCACAUUCCAUGCCGAAGUACAGCCGCCAGUACUCCCUGGAGCACGUCCACGGCUCCUCCCCGUACGCUGCUUCUUCCCCAGCAUAUAGUGGCUCCAACCUGUAUUCCCCGGAUUCUUCAGGCAACUCUGGUCCCAUCAUCUCAGACGUGACCGAACUGGCCCAGUCCAGCCCCUCAGCAUCCCCCAGCGGCAGCCUCGAUGGAAGGAGCAGUCCCGUGGUGCGGAUCAAAGAGGAGCCCCCCAGCCCCAGCCGCAGCCCCCAGGUAGAGGAGGCCAGCCCAGGGAAGCCUCCUGCAGUGGAGACCCCUCUGUUCCCCUCCACCUUCAUCGACUCCAUCCUGCAGGAGAACGACCCCAGCGCCUCGGCUGCCGCCAGCGCCAGCCCCGCGCAGCCGCAGCCCCCGGAGAAGUGCCUCAGCGUCGCCUGCCUCGACAAGUGAGUGC